UUGCUCCGCGAGCCGCAUUAGCAUUUCUUCCCCCAAAUCCCCUCCAGUUGGUCUCCACAACACCGCGAGUGAGAAGCAAACAUGGCAUGAAUGAGACGACUUCUCACCACCGCUCUUCCCUGCCUUGUCUCGAGCCUAAGCCCGUGUGACCAUGGACGUCAGCAGCAGCCGCAGCAGCAGCGUGGAGAGCCGAGGAGACGAAGCACAAAGCGGCUGGCAGAGCAGCUAACCUGCCGCACGGUUCACCAUCUUCGGCUGUGUUUUGCGUUAAAAAGCGUCGAGAGGCUGCUUCCUUCUUGUUACAAAGACUCUGUGUUCGUUAGAUAUACCGGAUAUUGAGAGGAAUCAUCGCCGGCUGGUGAACGAAGGGUACAAUGAGUGAACAGAGCAUCUGCCAGGCGCGAGCCUCUGUCAUGGUCUAUGAUGACGCCAGCAAGAAGUGGGUGCCCAUCAAGCCCGGGCAGCAGGGCUUCAGUCGCAUCAACAUCUACCACAACACUGCCAACAACACCUUCAGAGUGGUGGGCGUCAAACUGCAGGACCAGCAGGUGGUGAUCAACUACUCCAUAGUGAAGGGACUGAAGUACAAUCAGGCCACCCCGACCUUCCACCAGUGGCGUGAUGCUCGCCAGGUCUAUGGGUUGAACUUUGCCAGUAAGGAGGAGGCGACAACCUUCUCUAAUGCCAUGUUGUUUGCCCUGAACGUCCUCAGCUCACCUGACAGUGGAGGUCCAGUUGUCCAGCGCCAAAAUGGCCCGUCCUCAGAGGAGAGCGAAGCCCAGAGGAGGAUGAUGGAGCAGCAUCAGAUGCAGGUUCACAAGGAGAGAGAGCGGCGGACGUCAGGAUCAGUCGUUUCCACACUCCAAUAUAAAGUGUCCACCCCUCCCACCCACCCAGACACUCCACCUGAGUACAGACAGUACCGAGCUAGCACACUGCCCCCCUCCUACGUCCGCGUGGCCUCCUCCUCAUCCCCUCCCUCCUCCUCUUCCUCACCCUCGCAAGAGAAAGAGGCAGGGGCUGGCCGGGACAAGGCCCAGCUCUCCUCCCAGCUCUCCACCUCUCUGGCCUCAGCUUUCUCCCCAGUGCAGUCAGGAGUGACCACUCAGGGCCGCCAGAUCCGUCAGAUCCCCCUCUCACCCCCCACCGCCGCCCGCCACCUUCACCACCAGCACCAGCAGGACAUGCUCCCCCCCAAACACGGCACCUGGUCGGCCUCUCAGUUGCAGCAAAUGUACGCCCAGAUGCCCCCCUCCUCGUCCCCUCCGGUUAUGAUGGCCAUGCCCGUCAGGCAGGGGAUGCCCCCCCAGCCUGUCCUGCCGGUAGCUCACCCCCUCCCGCCGGUCAACCCGAGGAUGAAACCCCCACCGCUUGACCCCACUGCCGUAGCCAGCUCUCACCAGUACUCGCACCACCAGCCCCACCCUCACUCCAACGGCCAGUCAGACGACUCCUACACGCCUCACUCUCACCACCUCCCGCACACCCCCCAGUACUGCGAGCCCAUUCCUCUACCCCCGCUGGUCAGUCAGCCACCCCCCAACUCUCAGAGCCCAUCCACCUUCCACCCACAGCAGCAACAUCAGCAGCAGGUGUACCACCAGCAGGCCCAGUCUCACACCAACACCACCUCACCCCCCUCUUACACUGCCGUGUCUGACGGGGGCUCGCCCAAGAAGACCCCCUCCCCUGUCCCCCAGCAGGGCCCCAUGGUCAACAGCAUUGCAGCCCCAGCUCCUAUGGCUGGUCCUCCUGCUCCGCCGCCGCCUCCGGGUCCACCGCCGCCAAUGGCAGUCCCCCCACCCAUGCCGCCGCCACUCCCUGCAGGCGGGGGCCCUCCCGGAGGACCGCCGGGCCUCCAGCAACAACCCUCCGGCCUGGCCGCCGCACUGGCUGGAGCGAAGCUACGUAAAGUUCAUAGGGAUGAGAGCAGUCCGCCAGGCUCCAGCGGUAAGAGUGAUUCCAACAGGUCAAGCGGCGGCAGCGCUGGUGGUGGGGAGGGUCUGAUGCAGGAGAUGAAUGCCUUACUAGCUCGCAGACGGAAAGCUUCAGAGAAACCUGAUGAGGAUGACUCCAGCGGUCGGGGACCGGGUCAGAACUCGACAGAUGCUCUGAAGAAACCGUGGGAGAGGUCCAACUCUGCUGACAAGUCCUCGCUGGUCUCCAGAGUGCGACCUGUGGGCAGCAAUAGUGAAGCAGACACCGAGUUCGACAGAAUGAAACAGGAAAUUUUGGAUGAAGUUGUUCGUGAGUUGCAUAAGGUGAAAGAUGAGAUCAUCAACGCCAUCAGACAUGAAAUCGGCAGAAUCAGCACAUCUUAAUGUCAUCGGAGCAACAUUUGGAGGAGAGCUGGAGGUGGAUGGACAGGCAGAUGCACAGACACGAGGACCGAGGAAUGUUCUCUCAAUGUUUCUGUGACCCGACGUUGCAAUGACACACCGUUGCAGAGAUGUUGUGCCAACAUUUGAGUCUGCUGGACAGCGAUUAAAAAAAAAAAAAAAGAGAGAGAGAGAGCAAAAGAAUGACAAGAGCGGGAGAAGAGGAAGUGAAACCUUGAGGACAAAGGAACAAAACGGAGGAGGAAGUCUACCUAAGUGGAGGGAGGAGUUGGGUGUCGUGGUCCUCUCUGUGCACCUACAGACUCAGUCAGCCCGGUGUUGCAAUUCUCUGUUCUCUGUUCAGUCUUAAGAAGAAAAUAUUUUUGUUUUCUAAGUUUUUACUGUUUUAUUAUUUAAAUCUGUGGUGACAUUGACAAUGCUGUGGAUGACGAGUAUUUUAUGGAUAUACGAGAAGGAGAAAGGAAUCUUGCACACCAUUUUCGUCAGCCUUUUCUAUUUUCUAAUCUCUGAUUUACCCCCCCAUUUGAUGCGAAGAAGCACAAACACCUGCGCCCUCUGCUGGCUUUUUCAAGCGGCUUUUUAUGAACCGCCGUCUCGCGUCAGGCUAAGCCUUCUCCUCGAGACGGUGCAAAACCCAGAAAAGGCCCGAGACCAUUGUUUACUUGGGGAUCGUUCACCAAACAGGCCCGGAAGUGUAAAUGUGCCACCAGCUUUUGCUUAGACUCACAGCGUCGUAGUGAUAUCUCGUAGUAACCCUUAUGCUUUGUGACCCCGCCCCUACCCCCCCUCCAGGUAUGCAUGAAACCCUCAUCCCGUUACGCUUUUCAUUUGAUUUGAGGAAAAACAAACGGUGGUACAUUUAUUAUCGUGCUUUGUUUCCAUGAAGAAUCCCCCUCUCUCCGUGUAUACGAUGUUGAUAAUGGUAGCAAAAUGUGGAAUAUACAAAUAAAAGGGUUUCUCACCGGCGAUAUGCAAACCUUGUUGUGGAGCGAUGGACGCAGAUUUGGCUGCUCAUUCCUACUGUAGUGUCUCUGGUGUUUGGAAACAACUAUUACAAAAGACAUUUUCUGAUAUGCUGAUGACCAGUUGUUUAAUAAAUCGACCCUGUUGGCUGAA
Messenger RNA from Synchiropus splendidus (mandarinfish), 3455 nucleotides. RefSeq names its product Enah/Vasp-like a (gene evla). The transcript is spliced from 14 exons. Gene Ontology annotation, biological process: actin polymerization or depolymerization; positive regulation of actin filament polymerization; protein homotetramerization. The coding region runs from base 375 to 2321 and encodes 648 amino acids. Gene Ontology annotation, cellular component: cytoskeleton. Lineage: Eukaryota; Metazoa; Chordata; Actinopteri; Syngnathiformes; Callionymidae. Gene Ontology annotation, molecular function: SH3 domain binding; actin binding; profilin binding. The record is from RefSeq and is a predicted model, not a curated record.